AUACUAAAUCAUGGCAGCUCUAAGAAACAAGCAGUCAUCGUGACAUCAGACAUGUGAUGUCAUAGACAGCUGGAGUCCUGACAUUCCACUGACAGCCGCCCGAGCCUUCAUUCUGUAGAUUGUUACAGUGCGAUUAGCAACUUCUAUUUCUUCUUCUUGACUGAGAUGGAGCUAAAAGGUUUGGGGUUCGUCCCCCUUCUGUUGGCGUUUUGGUGUGCGGCCUGGCUUGCCACCAGCUACAUCGUGACGGUCGUCCUCGGCCAUGCCGCCUCGCCACUGAUGCACAUCAGUGACGUGGGAAAUUUCUUUCCCGAAAACAUAUUAUUCAGAAUUGGUUUCAUAGGGACGUCCAUUGGCACUUUGGUACUAACCUUUCUUAUUUAUAAGUAUAUGGUUAUGCAUACUGAAGAGUUCAGGGGUCAUCAGGUCCUGAUCCAGAGGAUCCUGCUGGCCAUUGUGUGGGCCUCCUGUUUUGGUACAGCUGUUAUGCAUGUAUUGUCCCCCGAAGAAUAUCCCAGGAUACACUUUGUCAGCACGAUAAUUUCCAUUACAUGUGAAGCCUUAUACUACCUUGGGCAGUCCAUCCAGAUGUAUAAAUUACCAGGAGCAAACAAAGUCAUCCACCAUAGUAGAUGCACCUGCUGUGGCCUGGCUUUUACCUGCGCAAUUUUCUACUUUGGAUAUAAAACAUUACAGGAAUUAUUCUAUGAUGAUGAAGACUGGGACGAGAUCCGUGAAAUCACCACCAUAAUCAUCGAGUGGGUGAUGCUUCUACUGAUCCUGAUAAACAUCGUGACCUAUUAUUCCACCAUGCAGAGGUUAAUGUUAACCGUCUCCAGGAACAGCUGCAAACUCUCUCUUAGAGUAAGAAUUGAUGACUUCGGGGUGUAGACCACCACGUGGGCCAUCAAGUGGACUUCUGGGAGAGAUACUGCACAGGACACGGAAAAACCAUAAAAAAAAAUAAUAUGAGCUGGUAAUAUUACCUAUACAAAAAAAAUAAUAUGAGCUGGUGAUAUUACCUAUACAAAAAAAAU
Molecule: messenger RNA, 1037 nt
Organism: Hyla sarda
Lineage: Eukaryota; Metazoa; Chordata; Amphibia; Anura; Hylidae
Product: DNA damage-regulated autophagy modulator protein 1-like
Exons: 2
Coding region: 166-891 (241 amino acids)
Source: RefSeq, a predicted model, not a curated record